This is a messenger RNA of Lytechinus variegatus (green sea urchin), 7613 nucleotides long. RefSeq lists its product as uncharacterized. Lineage: Eukaryota; Metazoa; Echinodermata; Echinoidea; Temnopleuroida; Toxopneustidae. Gene Ontology annotation, molecular function: NAD+ poly-ADP-ribosyltransferase activity. The record is from RefSeq and is a predicted model, not a curated record. Bases 1437 to 7331 code for a protein of 1964 amino acids. The transcript is spliced from 28 exons.
AUCUGAAUUACAAUCAAUAGAAUGUUCAAUGUUAUCUGAAAGGCCAUUCAAAUGAUUUUACUGCAACAAAAUGCCACCAUAUCAUUUUUAUUUAAACAGUUUCAUAAACUUUCUUUGACAUGAUACAGUUCAAAACAUAUUCUAUAUUACUAAUUAGCUAAUUUAGACUUGAAAAUACCAAUACUUGAAGACUUCUGAGUAUCCUCAGUAAGUGAAUUCCAUAUCUGAGCACCUCUAUACAAAAACCUACGUUUACCAGAUUCAGUUUUGGGGCGAGGUACAUCAACACACAUGUUACUUUGUCUCGUGUUGUAAAUAGUUGUUCGAAAUUUAAACUUUUCACUGAUGUACGGAGGCACUUGUUUUGUCAUAACUUUAUACAUAAUUAUUGCAGUAUCAUUUUCUAACUUUUUAACAAUAGGUUCCCAGUUAAGUAGGUCAAGGUUCUCCUUUCCUGAUGAAAACCAAGGAGUGUUGUUUAUUAAGCGGGCACAUCGGUUUUGAAUUCUUUGUUAGAUGUUUAACAGCGUUUUUCCACAGUUUGCCCAUAUUACGUUACAGUAGUUUAGGUGAGAAAAUACCAAUGCAUUGUAAACCAUUUUUAGUGACUCUUUGUCUACUAUAUUUCUUAUACUUCUUAACAUAUGUAAUCCUGAAUUAGUUUUUUUCUGCAAUAGUUCAAUAUGACCUCGCCAUGUGAGAUUUUCGUCAAUUAUAACUCCGAGAUGUUUACAUGAUUGCACUCGUUUCAAAGAAUUUCCACUUAUAUUGAUAUCAAUAUUCUCAUCUUCAAUUUUUUGUAAUCUUUGUCUUGUACCGAGUACAAUAUAUUCGGUUUUGUUUACAUUUAAACUUAAUUUAUUAAGGACGAGCCAUUGCCUUACAUAUUCCAGAUCUUUAUUAAUUUGAUUUAUCAUGACAGAAACAUUACUAUACCAGACAGAUACAAGACGGUAUCGUCAGCAUACAUGCUCACCUUACAAUAUCUGAGUCCUUCGGGUAGGCUGUUAAUAUAAAGUACAAACAUUAGGGGGCCUAGUAUUGACCCUUGAGGGAUACCGCAUUUUAAAGCUGAAAACUCAGAUACUUUGCCAUUUAUACACGUUGCUUGUGAUCUAUUUUCCAGAUAACUGGCAAACCAUCGUAGAGGGCGAUCUUGAAUGCCAUAGUUUUUCAGUUUUUGAAGGAGGAGAUCGUGAUCUACUGUGUCGAAAGCUUUUCUAAAAUCUAGCAUUACAGCAAUCACGAUAUGUCCAUCUUCGAUGCUUUUAAGCCAGUCAUCAGUUACAUUUAAAAGUGCCGUGGUUGUAGAGUGAAGAGGCCUAAAGAGACGACUCGUAGUUCAAAGCUACAAGCGAAAGACCUCUCGAAUCGUAUCAAAGAAGAACUGAGUAAAGCCAUCGGGAGUGAUACUUUCAUGAGAAAAUUGGUUCAAGAUGAGCGAAACAGAUGGUGAUAUUGAUCAUUUCGAUGAAAGCCAAUGCGAAUUGGUAAAAUAUGUGAUUUUACAAAAAGAGAAACCAGAUGGAGAUAUACAAUUUACAUCUAUUGAGUUGCAUACAACAGUUGGGAUUCCAUUGGUUCUUCAGGGUCAAUCAAUCACAAGGUCAAAGGCCAGUCCUUAUAAGUAUAGAGUCUACACACAUCAAGGCACCGUGUCUGACACAAAGGAUGAGAAUUCAGGAAUCAAGAAUAGUUAUUUAGCAAAGACUGGUCCAGAGGCUUUGAAGAUCUUCCAAGAGCAACAUGAUAUAUGGACCUCUAAACCUCAUAACAUGACGAAAACUAAAGUAAUGCUUUCUCGAUGGCUGGGAUCCAAUGUUCUCACAAAGCGCCUACUUGAAUCUCAAGCAUCCAAAGGAGAGGUUUCUAAUGAAGUAGCCCACCUUGCUGAUAAUCUAUGGAAGGAAUCGAUGGGAGAGCUUUCUCAAGUUCUUACAAUUCCUGUGAAAUCUAUUCCUCUAGGGAAGGUCGAGAAAGCCGAGUCUGUUCUUCUACAGAUCAAGCGCGCCCUCCUCGACAAGGAAAGCAAGGAUGAAUCUGUAAUCCGUGGACUGAGUGAGCAGUUUCAUGAACUAAUACCACACAAGGCUGAGUGCAGAAAUGAUCUUACUAAUAUGAAAAUGGUUGCCAUCAAACAGGACCUCUGCCAGCUGAUCCAAGACGUGAUUAAUGUGAAUGAAGCACUAGGAUGGAAGAAGCAACCAUCAUCUAAGUCUAAGUACCGGGCAAUGAGGUGUUACAUUGAGAGCUUAGACACAGAUCAUCCUGAAUACAAGAAGGUUGAAGAACUCGUCAUGAGCAGCUCACAACCAAUCGAUCACAUGGUUUCGAUUCAACGAAUCUUUGCAAUCAAUCGAGCCCUUGAUGAAUUCAAAUUCAAUCGAACGAUUGGGAAUGAAAGACUGCUCUUCCAUGCAUCGAAAGCUUGCAACUUCCUCGGAAUCCUCUCACGUGGUAUUCUGCUACCAAAGAUCGUGGUCGAGAUGUUUGGUAUCGAUCGUUGGGAUGCAGGGAUGCUUGGGAGUGGAAUCUAUUUCGGAGAUUGUAUGAGUACUUGUUCAAAGUACUCCACACCAGGUAAGUUUACAGGAACUCGCUUCUUAGCAAUCAACAACGUAGCCCUUGGGAAAAUGAAGGAUAUCUAUGAGAAGAGGACAGAUAUUGAAUGUGCACCUGAAGGAUUUGAAAGCGUUCAUGGUGUUAGGAAGACUGAGCAAAAUGAAUCCUUCUUUAUGGACGAUGAGUAUGUGGUUUACCAAGCCAACCAGCACUGUCUUCGCUACCUCGUUGAGUUCAAGUUGAUAGAAAGAAAUUCAGAUGAUACAGACAAUCAGUCAGCAUCAGCAUCCCAAGUCUCAAUCAGUGAUGACAGUAGCGGUGAUGAUACGGACUCUGAUGAUAACAAUGAUGACGAAAUAGACACCCUUGAUGUGCAAGGAAUGGUGUAUCCUGAAGCCAAGAUCAAGGCAGGUCUUAAUACAAGAGGUGAAGGUCAAGUUGAAUUAGAAGCUGUUCAUGUCAGGGCAUCAAUCAUUGACCUGGCAGCAGAGGUUAUUGUUCUGCAGAAGUACCGAAACAUUGGUGAGCAGACUGCGGAAACUCGUUACGUCUUUCCUCUUGAUGAGCGAGCAGCUGUUUGUGGAUUCGAUGCCUAUAUCAAUGGCAAACACGUCAUCGGAAUAGUAGAGGAGAAAGAACAAGCGCGGAAGUCAUAUGACAAGGCUAAAGAACAAGGACAUGGUGCUUACCUCAUGGAAGAAGAGGCAGCGAAUGUCUUUACAAUCACCGUUGGGAAUCUACCUCCUGGCUCAUGUGUUGUCAUCUCGGUUCGAUACGUUACUGAGCUGGUUGUCGAGGGUGACCGUAUUGCAUUCAAUCUACUUGGAAGUGUAGCGCCAUGGAAGAAGAAAGAAAUUCUGAUGGGUUCUGUUGACGCAGUCGAUGGCGUCGUCGAAAACAAGCAAAAUAGGAGUGAAUCUUUCAUGGCCAAGGUUGAAAUGCCCUCUAGGAUUAGAAGCAUCCACUGUCCUACUCACUCAAUUAAGGUUCAGAAAAAGGAUGAGAAACUUCUGGAGAUAGCUAUGUGUGAUGGUGAUAAACUGGUGGAUGGUUUGCAGCUAUUGGUUGAGAUGGAUAACGCACAUAAACCACGAAUUUGGCGGGAAACACUUCCUGAUGACGAAAGCAGACAGGCGUGCAUGGUGGUAUUUUAUCCGGAGUUUCCUGUGACAACUAUAGAGAACCCUGAAGUAGUCAUCAUGUUAGAUCGUUCGACAUCAAUGAAAGGACAACCAAUGAAUGAUGCUAAGAAGUUGGUGCAUAUGGUAUUAGAAAGCCUUCCUCCACAGAGCCGUUAUAACCUGGUCGUUUUUGGAAAUGAUUUCGAGGAAUUAUACCCAACUAGCGUCUUAGCAACUGAUGAGAACAUCAAACACACUGAAUCGUUUUUGAUGACGGUAACUUGGGAGCGUGGAGCUACAGAGGUUUGGAGACCAUUGAGAGCUAUGUCUUUACUCUCAUCUAGCGAUGUUCGUCUCACCAGCAACGGAUUUCUUAUCUCCGAUGGCCACGUGACAAAUGAACAAGAUACGCUCUUAGAAGUAGCUAGUAAUCGCCAAAUCAAUCGCCUCUUCACAUUUGGUGUCAGUUCUGAAUCAAACCGUCACGUUUUACGUACUCUAGCUGAUACAGGAGGUGGAGCCUAUGAACAAUUCGAUCCCAGGAGCAAAUCUACUUGGGAAGCAAAGGUUCAAGCACAAGUAAGGCGUUCUUGUCAGCCUGCAGCCACGUCAAUCAAAGUCAACUGGAUCUCAACAACGGGUGAUGCACCAAAACAUUUGACAAGGAAGGAGAUAGUUCAAGCCCCUUCCCAGAAUGCAUCACUAUUCACAGGAACGCGAUUGGUCCUUUAUGCCAUGGGUCCAGAGGUUUCCAAGGUGGAACUAGAAGCAGAGAUUGAAGGAAGAACUGAAUGUUUUAAAGUAUCAGCCGACAAAACAUCUUCAUCGAAAGGGUUGACUCUACAUCGUUUGGCCACUCGAGGAAUCGUUAGAGACUGGGAGCUUGGUUCUGUUCAUGCAAACAGACUGGAGAAUGAUGCCAUGAUGGAUGAUGUAAAAAGACAUCUUGUUAAACUAGGAGUUGAGUUUAACAUCGUAUCUCCUCUCACCAGCUUUAUCGCCAUAGAAAAGAGAGAUGAGGAGGACGAGAAUAUGGAUACCGACGGACCGCCGCUGACUACUAUCUUAGAAGAAUUGUGGCCAACGUCUUACAACACGAGCUUACCUUGGAUAAUACAGGAUGCAUCAACAGGAAUAGAAACGAGCUGCAGUAUGACCCAAGUGAAUGAGACAUUGACCCGUGCGAGCAGUGCGCAAAAUUCAUUCUCCUUUGUUACUGCUGAACAUCAAUACAAACAAGCUUGGAAACUUGCGAUUGAUUCAUUUGAACCACUUCAUCCAGCCGUUCAGAAGGCGUGUCUUGCUUUGGCACAAUUUCAUCUUCGAGUAAAGGGUGAAGUACAAGAGGCACACAAUGUGUUAUUUGAUUGUAUGCAUGAGAGCGAUGGACUACACAAAACUGAUCUCGACCGGAAACUAACUAACAUGGCAAAGAUAUGCAAAAAUCUACUAAACAAGGAAGACUUUAAGACGUGGAAAGACCAAAAGCAAGCGGUGGAAAUGGGAACUUCUAUCGGCACAUGUGAUGAAUUAGAAUCUGAAUCUCUGGUUCUCGAAGAAGAAACAAUUGUUCCUGAGGAAGAGACUGUUGUCAUGAGUUCCCCUCCUAUAGAUGAAGGUUUAGAAGUCAUAGCCGUGGAGGAAGUGGAAUCUAUCCCAUUAUUUCUCGAGGAAGAAGCAUACCCCGAAGCUCCAUGUGAUAUUUACGAGACGGUGGAGGAAAAAAAAGUUUAUCAUCCAGUAUUAUUGGGAGCAGCUCCAAAGCAGGCAGUCCAAGAGUUACCCAUCAUGCAUGAACUUAAAUCAGUCAGUAAAGAAUCUGACAUUGCAAAACAUGCUGAGAUAGUCGAAUGUAUCGAGCCAUUAGAAAUGGAGUUACGAGCUGAGUCACCCGUGAUGUUGGAGGCAAGACGAGAGCCAUCACCAGUGAUGAUGAAGGCAAGACGAGAACCAUCACCAGUGAUGUUACAGCGUGCUGAAUCUCCCGUGCUCAUGAUGCGUGAAUCAGCCAAACUUUCAUACGCAGUGGCAGAAGAGAGAGUCCAAUUACAGCGUAUUGAGCGAGUAGAGAUGGACGUUCGAUCCGAGUCACACGUGAUGUCUGAGGCAAGACGAGCUCCUUCACCCGUGAUGAUGGAGGCAAGACGAGUCCCUUCCCCAGUGAUGAUGGAGGCAAGACGAGCCCCUUCACCAGUGAUGAUGGAGGCAAGACGAGAACCAUCACCAGUGAUGUUACAGCGUGCUGAAUCUCCCGUGCUCAUGAUGCGUGAAUCAGCCAAACUUUCGUACGCAGUGGCAGAAGAUGAAGAGAGAGUCCAAUUACAGCGUAUUGAGCGAGUAGAGAUGGAGUUACGACCCGAGUCACGCGUGAUGUCGGAGGCAAGACGAGAGCUGUCACCAGUGAUGAUGGAGGCAAGACGACCUCCUUCACUAGUGAUGGCAGAGGCAAUCCGAGAGCUAUCACCAGUGACGUUACAGCGUGAUGAAUCUCCUGUGCUCAUGAUGCGUGAGGUUCAAUCAGUCCAGCUCUCAUACGCAAAAGCCGUGGCAGAAUCUGUUGAGUCAGUCCAACUAGAGCUGGAACUACGAGCCAAAUCACCCGUGAUGUUGGAAGAAAUACGAGCGCCGUCACCCGUGAUGUUACAGCGUGCUGAAUCUCCAGUGUUAUUGAUGCGUGAUGCAGCCCAGCUUUCAUAUGAAAUGGCAAAACCUGUUAAGACAGUCCAAUUAGAGCCAAUUGAGUCAGAAGAACUGGAACUACGAGCCGAAUCACCCAUGAUUUUGGAUGCGGUGCGACCUGUGUCAUCGCUGUUGUUGGAGGCAAGACGAGCCCCUUCACCAGUGAUGUUGGAAGCAGUCCAAGAAGUGAAAAUGUCACUAGCAAGUGCUGUAGCGGAACCCAUUGAACGACUACAUGUUGGAAGCAGCGAUGAGGAGUUAGAAGAGAUUGAGGUCCGUGCUUCAUUACUUGAUCAGAGAUCUGAGAAAGUUCGAUCGACCAAGUUACAUGAUGACGUUCAAGAUCAUGUUGAGAAGCUACGACGGAUGCCUGAUGUCUGUGCUCCCUACAAAUCGUAUCUGGCGACUUCUCCCAAAGACAAGCAAGAUGAGAGUGUGAAAGACGAGAAGAAAGUUGAUAAGAUUGUGAAUGAUCAAGAUAAACCAGGAAUUGAAACAAUGAGGCGUUUGUUAAAGAUAUCACAAGAGGAUAAUGACGGUUGGUGGACAUGGAACCUCAACGAUUUGGAGACAGAAUUCGGAGUUGAUUGCAGAGCUAUUACUGCAGCUCUUCAUAACCCUAAAGACAGCUUCUGCUUGGUUGAAAGAUUAGUUGACAAAUGGAUGUCAUCGAUGGAUGAAAUCAAGAAGAUUGUAGCAUCGGCUCUAGUGCUGUUUAUUUUUGAUACAUGGGUAUCACGGGUAGAAUUCAUGAUUUCUAUACUGAUGAAAGAUGACCCUGAAAUUCUCUUUAUUCCUGCUCAAAUACAAGAGUGGUUUAAGCAUUGCUUACCCAUUGAUGUCAUUCAGUUACACACUAUGGCCUUUGGCGAAUCAUCCACCUGGUCUUCAAUCCUGGAGCGAUUUCCACCCGAUGUCAUCGAGGAUGUUAUACGCCCUAUCAGGAAUUGCAUGAUCAAUACUCGUUAAAACGGCAAACUUGCAUCAUCUUCAUUGUAAAAAAAUAUAUUAUUUUAAGGAAACAACGACUACCUCUCGCCGUUUUCGAUACACAGUGGUAAAGUUUGACGUUAUAGAUAUAACGUUAUAUGUGAAUAUGAUCCCUUCAUUCAAUCAAAUUAAUCGUGGAAUGAAAAUGAUCAACCAAUUCCCCAACUAUACUAUGUACAUGACUACAUGAGAAUAUGUGAGCCCGAGGAAAGGGUUGUGUCAGAGUGUAUUUUUUUUUCUGUUUGUGGGUAGCUCACGUUG